GUCUGGAGUAUUUCAUUUGAUAAAAUCUUAGCACAGGCCAAAACCGCCUAGGGAGGAAAAGGGGGAAAACGAAUAGGUGUCGUCUCGAACUGGGAAGGGAGCUGAGAGACAUCAGAGACGGAAACCCACUACGAGGAGGAGGAGGAGGAAUAGGUAAAGAGGGCUGUUGACUACAAUUAGAGGUAUUGUUGUUACAUACCUGAUUUAGAUGGAGCAGUCUCUGUCAUCUCUUGCAUUCAAGGGGUCUAUUGGUGAAGCAAUUACUGAAGCCAAACAGCAGAAGAAACUUUUUGUAGUUUACAUCUCAGGUGAUAACAAAGAAUCUAAUCAUUUGGAAACCUCUACAUGGUUGGACUCACAAGUGGCAGGGUCUUUAUCUAAGUAUUGCAUUUUGUUGCACAUUGUGGAAGGAAGUAGUGAUGCAAUGAAUUUCUCAGCAUUGUAUCCACAGAAAGCUGCCCCAUGUAUAACUGUUAUUGGAUACAAUGGCAUACAACUAUGGCAACAUGAGGGCUUUGUCGCUGCAGACGUUCUAGCAUCCAGCUUAGAAAAGGCAUGGCUAAGUCUUCAUAUUCAGGAGACACUGUUGACUGCUGCACUUGCCUCUAAGCCUGAAUUAUCUCCUGGAACUUUGAAUUCUGCCUCACCUGAGCAGGGCAGUUCAUCGAGGGAAAAUGUUCCACCACCACCUUCAUCAGACAUAGAAGCAGAGGCUGUUGUGCCUGGACCAUAUAUGGACUCUCAGCCCAAAGUGAAGGAAGCAGAGUCUCUUGAGGCUAGACCAUCUAUGGACUCACAGACCAAAGUGAAGGAAGCAGAGUCUCUUGAGGCUAGACCAUCUAUGGACUCUCAGACCAAAGUGAAGGACAUGAAUUCCAUUCCAGUUGACACAGUAUCUCAUAGUUUAGCUUCUACUGUUCAAUCUGGAAGUGGUGAAAGUAACAACUCUGCGGUCCCUGUGAUUGCAAAAGUGGAAAAAUCAUUUGAUGCUGCAGAAGGAACUGGCAAUUUUAAAGAUGGGCACCCUAUCUUAAUAGAGGGGUCACAUUUAUCUGACCAACGCCCACCACCAAAUAAUGAAGUUUCCAAUAAUGGUGGCAGUAAAGCAACUGAAACUGAAGUGGAGGAAGUUAAUGUGUCAGAAUCUUCUUCCAGAACAUCAACAGACGUUCAUUUAAACAUCAAACUGCCUGAUGGUUCCAGUUUACAGGUGAAGCUGUCAGUGACGGACACUUUGAGAGCAGUCAAAGACCAUAUUGAUAGAAACCAAUCCAUCGGCUUUUCUUCUUAUGAUCUUGCAGUUCCUUAUCCACGCAAGGUCUUUAGUGAUCAAGAUUUGGAUAAAACAUUAUCAGAGUUGAAUCUCUUCAAUCGACAAGCACUGAUUGUGGUUCUUCAUCACAAAGGAAGUUCUUCAUUGCGUGACCAGAAUAUUUUGGCCAACAAUACUGGUGCCACAAGUGGUAAUAGCGAAGGAUAUUUUUCUCUUGUUAGACGACUCGUCUCUUAUGUGAAUCCUUUUUCCUAUCUUGGUGGGGGUGCUAGCUCAUCUGAUGCUGUAGAGGAUUCUCAAAGCGGCACAUUGCAAUAUGGUUCAAAUCCUUCACUCCGGAAUAAUGUUGCUGGAAAUGGUAGACCCUAUGGUGUGAAUUCAUCCAACGAUUAUUCUCCUGGUACCAGUAGCAGCAAUGUUAAGAACAGAAAGCAGCCUUCAUCUCGCUUUGGGAGCAAUAUCCAUACGCUGAAACACGAUGAUGAUAGUCAGUUUAGAGAUGGGAAUGCAUUCUGGAAUGGAAAUUCUACACAGUUUGGUGGUGGUGGUAACAAUGACAGUAAAUGAUGGUAUCCAUGCAUUUUCUCAUAUGUACAUGUGGGUUUUGGCCCCCGAGUAUCUGCUAUACAGGCCCCCUCUUUGGUUCUUUUCUUCUAAUAAUAAUAAAGUAAUUAUUGUUAAAUAAAGAUGAUAUUUGUGCUGAUAGUGCCAGCUUCUUCUGUUCUAAUACUCAUUUUGGAAUCAUAUAACAAUGUAAUUAUAUGUAGAAUUUUUUUUCAAUAAUGGAAUCAUACAACACUUGAAAUUCA
Molecule: messenger RNA, 2082 nt
Organism: Ipomoea triloba (trilobed morning glory)
Lineage: Eukaryota; Viridiplantae; Streptophyta; Magnoliopsida; Solanales; Convolvulaceae
Product: plant UBX domain-containing protein 11
Exons: 10
Coding region: 209-1840 (543 amino acids)
Molecular function (GO): protein binding
Source: RefSeq, a predicted model, not a curated record